Messenger RNA from Etheostoma spectabile (orangethroat darter), 1290 nucleotides. RefSeq names its product G-protein coupled receptor 4-like. Lineage: Eukaryota; Metazoa; Chordata; Actinopteri; Perciformes; Percidae. The transcript is spliced from 4 exons. Gene Ontology annotation, cellular component: plasma membrane. Gene Ontology annotation, biological process: phospholipase C-activating G protein-coupled receptor signaling pathway; positive regulation of Rho protein signal transduction. Gene Ontology annotation, molecular function: G protein-coupled receptor activity. The coding region runs from base 21 to 929 and encodes 302 amino acids. The record is from RefSeq and is a predicted model, not a curated record.
AACAGGUUUCACACUGAAGAAUGGAAGAUUUCUACAUUACCAACACAUCACAAGACAUUAGCAAUGAUUACAACAGCACCUUCAAGGACUAUGACAAUGAUGAUGACAAAGCAAAAUUGAUCACACAAGUGGUGACAUACAUUAUCAUUUGUAUUGGACUUCCUUUGACCCUCCUGGCCAUCUAUGCUCUUUAUUCUCUGGUGGGAAAGGAUCACGUUGCUCCGAUCUACGUCAUCAACCUUCUCAUUUCUGACCUCAUUGAGUUCUGCUGCAUGAUCGGUUUUGUGGUAUCACAAAAGCACACAAAACAACAAAAAUACAAGGACAAAGAUACAAUUCUCAAAAUCAUUUACUACUCUGGUCUGGUGGCCAGUGUUUGCUUCAUGGUCUUAAUCGCCCUAGAAAGGUAUUUGGUCAUCGCCUGGCCACUGUGGUACCGCUUCAGACGGACCAUCAAGAUCUCCGUGGUGGUCUGUGUCCUGGUCUGGGUUCUUUCUCUUGUCUAUCUCUUCGCUCUGGCUUUCUGGGGUUUUCCAGAGGUCACAGGCACCGUCUUAGCCAUAUUUUUCCUCCUUCCCCUCCCACUGCUCAUAUUCUUCCUGGGUGGGACCCUCAAAGCCCUGUCUGCUUCCGUCUCAGUUCCUGCUGAUAGAAAACGACGAAUUGUGGGAAUGUUGGUUCUGGUGCUGGUUAUUUACCUGCUGCUGUUCCUACCCAGAAUCAUAUUGUUUCUGAAAGAGGGAAACAGACAUGACAUUCCCCUCACUGACCUCUCUUCUGUGUUCGUAAGGUUAUUUCCUCUUGCAGACUUAUUUCUGUAUGUUUUCAUGAGGAAAGGGGCCAUAGACAAGCUUUUGGCCUCUGUGUGUUGUUGCAGAAUGGACAGCAAUGAUGCCAACAGUUCAAGAACAAUCACUGGAAAAACAUGAUAAAAACUAAAACUUUUUUCAAGAUCACUUAUUUGAUCUUAAUUUUCCAUUUUUGAACUUAGCUCAGACUUAAAAUUUGUAUUUUUUUUUUAUUUAACAAUGAUGAACAACACACUUGGAUUUAAUUUUUUCAUUUAGUUUAUGCAGCUUAUGGUUUCUGUCCAUGUAUGUCUCUUAAUGUUUUUGUGGCUAAAUCUUCUCCCAGAAACACUGCGGCCAAAUGGUUUCUCUCCUCAUGUUCUCCUUCAUUAUGUUCUUGGAACUAAAUUGACUAAUUAAUGAAUGGACUAAUGGUUUCAGCUGUAUUAACUGUUGGGUAGUUUAAUAUCUAACAAAAAAUUUGAUAAAUUCUUUCUUUGUU